Messenger RNA from Closterium sp. NIES-65, 2097 nucleotides. NCBI's taxonomy places the organism in Eukaryota, Viridiplantae, Streptophyta, Zygnematophyceae, Desmidiales, Closteriaceae. The record is from the annotation of a GenBank genome assembly.
AUGCAGCACACCCGUUCAGUGUGUGGUGAUUUUUAUUCCGGCAACCCCACGUACCUGGCAGCCAUGUGUCAUUCGGCUUGUGUCCCCUUCUGUCCCCCGCUGCCCCCUCUGCCCCCCGCUGCCCCCCUCUGCCCCCCGCUGCCCCCCUCUGCCCCCCUCUGCCCCUCUUUUCCCCCCUCUGUCGCCUUCUGUCCCCCUCUGUCAACAUCUGUUCCCAACUGUCCCCCUCUGUGCCCAUCUGCCCCCCUCUGUCCCCCGCUGCCCCCAUCUGGCCCCCUCUGCCCCUCUCUUCCCCCCUCUGGCCCCCUCUGCCACCCCCUGCCCCCAUCUGUCCCCCUCUGUUCCCUCUGCCCUCCUCUGUUCCCCUCGUUCCUCUCUGUUCCCUCUGUCCCUGGCUUCGAACCAGUUCACUGGUCGUGUCCCAAACUCUGUAUCAAUGCUGUCCAGCCUCUUCUUCCUGUGAGUCUCCCCUGCAGUUCUGCUCUGCACUGCACAGUUGCAGCAGAAGACGUGGCUUUUGAGAACACGCGUGCACUGUCAUUAGCGGCGGACAAGCCGUGGAUCACGUGUGCGGAGCAGCGCCCGGCAGCAGUGUGUGACGCGUUCUGUGGGCUGGAGGGCGCCACCACGCCUGUUUGUAACGGCCUGGGAGUCUGCUAUCUGGACGGGCCGAAUCGUAUCCCCACGUGCCGCUGUGAGGAUGGAGCCGUGCAGGAUGGAAGAAUCUACUGCGCCCCUCCGGGGUCGGUGGGAAGAAAAGAGCUGGUGGCGCUGACCAUUCUCACAAAGGGUGCAGAAGCAACUGCAGGAGUGUUCACUGCGGACCCUCUCGCCGUCGCCACGUACCGAACAGUUCCAGACGGAUGUGGCGCCGACCUGCCAAUCCGAGUCGAGUUCACAUUCUUCAUGUUCCCCUCUGCUGGUGGCGCGUCCAAGGCGGGCCAGGGGCUCGCGUUUGUGAUUUCAGCGACGAAUGCGGCCGGGACUGGUGGGGAGGGGGGAGGGGUGGGGUACGCUGGCAUGGACGGUCGGAGCAUAGCGGUAGAGUUUGACACGUUCACAGAUGCAGCGCAUGGGGACAUGCCCGGCCACCACGUGGGGCUCAACACCGGCGGCAGCGCCACUUCCAUUGCAGCUGUCCGUUCUGGGGACAAGCCUGACUCGCCCCUACUGGAGAGCCCUCUGUCGCUGUGUGACGUGCUGCAGCCAACACAAACUAAGAGGUCGUUUUACUUUGGGUUUGUGGCGUCCUCUGUGGCUCCCUUCCAGCAGCAGCACGCCAUCCUCGUGUCCUUCGUUGAAACAGACACACAUUUUCUCUCCACCAUUGGUUAUCACUUGUCCUUCCUCCUUCCUCCACUCCUUCCCACCACAAAGUUCCCUGCACUUUCUUCCUCUCCUCCCCCCCAACCCCCCAACCCACCCGCCCACCCCCCGCCCACCCUUGUCCCCCCCCCCCUUCCCAACCUUGCAGCCUAUGGGCUCUCUGUGUCCCAAUCAACGUUCCGGCCAGCGAGUGCGAGUCCGUUCACGCGCUAUGUGAGUGCGGCGUAUGCUCUCUCGGGGCAGCAGGACGCCUGGCUCCUCCGCGAUCCCUCCUCCUGGGAUGUGCCGUGGCUCUCCUGGCCCGUCAAGGACCAGGACGCCUGCAAUGCGUGCUGGGCGUAUGCAGUGGUGGCGAGCAUAGAAGCAGCAUACGGCAUCGCAACGAACCAAGCAGCGCCGCAGCUGUCAGUGGAGUCGCUCUUUGCAGCCAUGGGGCUCACCUCUCAAGCCAAGAAAUGCACCACAGGGGGAUCUCCAACAGAGGCCUUUGAGAAGCUGCUUGCUCUGCCAAAGAAGGGACUCACUCUAGCUACCAGCAACAUUGCUGGUGUCGUGCCAAGCAAACAAGCUGCUGUAAGUGUUGCAUGCAGUGAGGCGAUUUCUAAGGUGAAGUACUAUCCUGUUCAAGGGUUUGAGCGCACGCGGUUCAAGGGGUAUGUGGGGCUCAUGCUGGCAGUGCAGCGGCAGCCAGUGGUGGUUCAUAUUCAGGCAUCUGCUCCCACGUUCGCCGCUUAUGAUGGGGUGAGUGGAACUCAUGUGACAAGGUAUUAA